AGCACAUGCAGACCGCUUGGGCCAGCAGCCACCGCUCCCCUUGUGCCUGACCGAGCAGCGCCCCUUCGCCAGCGUCAUGAACACGUCCGCCUUCCUCGCUCUCCUCGUGAUGACGACCCUCCUGCUGGCGUCUUCUCCCGCCGAGGCGCGCGCCGCCGUCCUCUGGAGGGCCGAGAGGUCGCCUCAAGGGUCAUCUGCGGCUGCGGCGGCGUCGGCUGCGGGCGGGGGAGGAUCGUCCUCCUCGGCGUCAGCGUCUUCAUCGUCCUCCGGAGGACAUGGAGGAUCCUCGUCGUCGGCUGCGGCUUCGUCGUCUUCGUCGGGUUAAAGGGCGUGAAGGAGGAGGAGUCGCUAAAGCAGCUGAAGAAGAAGGAAAAGGAGCUGGAGGACGAGGAGUUCACUAAGCAACAACUUGAUAAACAAGGUCUAGUGGAACCAACAAUGAUAACAACAAAAAAAAUGAAAAGCCGAAUCCAAAAGUCUUGUAUUUAUUCCAUUUCGUUUUGAAUAAAUUAGCGACCAUGA
Molecule: messenger RNA, 522 nt
Organism: Penaeus chinensis
Lineage: Eukaryota; Metazoa; Arthropoda; Malacostraca; Decapoda; Penaeidae
Product: protein G1-like8
Exons: 3
Coding region: 77-325 (82 amino acids)
Source: RefSeq, a predicted model, not a curated record